Molecule: messenger RNA, 696 nt
Organism: Chenopodium quinoa (quinoa)
Lineage: Eukaryota; Viridiplantae; Streptophyta; Magnoliopsida; Caryophyllales; Amaranthaceae
Exons: 2
Coding region: 1-696 (231 amino acids)
Source: RefSeq, a predicted model, not a curated record
AUGGAUGAAAGUAGUGCUAGUGGAGGUGGAAGGGGGAGAAACAAGCGGGUUUGGACUGCUGAAGAAGAUAGGGCUCUUAUAUCAGCAUUAUCAGAGCUAGUUGUUGAUCCUCACUGGAGGUGUGAAAAUGGGUUUAGAAGCAGUUACAUGGUUAAAUUGGAGGAGGUUAUCAGUAAUGCUCUACCUAGAUGUGGUUUGAAGGCUACACCACACAUAGAUUCUCGACUAAAGACACUUAUAGCCAAGUUUAGGGUUAUUUCUCAAAUGUUAAACACGAGCGGAUUUGUUUGGGAUGAUGAAAGAAAAAUGGUUUCUGUUGAAGGAGUUGUUUAUGACGAGUACUGUAAGAGUCAUCCAAGUUGCAAAAAUUUAUAUGGAGUUUCCUUUCCACACUUUCAAGAACUGCAGAAUAUAUAUGGCAAAGACUAUGCUACUGGUAAACUAGCUGAAGGUUAUGUUGAAGCAAUUAACCAUUUGGAAAAAGCUGCCCCUUCGCAAGUUACACUUGAUUCAAGUGAUGAUGAGGGAGUUGGUGGUUCUGGCACUGUUAAUUUUCCUCCCUCAAAAAAAAUCAAGACUGAAAAAACUACAAAAAGAAGGAGAAAAGGUGAUGGUGCUGGUAGUUCGAACGAGUUGGCCAGCUUACAAACAUUCAUGAAAGAUAUGAUGUUCAUCAUUCCACUAUGGCUAAUGUAA